GUUCGGAAUAAGAUCAUUGGGUUCGAACUUCAUUCCAUGAGUCCCCCUGAUGUACUUCUGAAUGACUUUGAUAUUGAUUACUGCACGUCACAACUAAUUAGUACCUGCGCGUUACAACUAAAUUGGUACCUCUUCGUCCCAUAUCUCGCAUGGCUGACGACACCACACUCAUCAUCCACCUCAUCCAUAGAACGAGUCAAGAACUACGUCCCGUACGCACGCUCCACCUUCCCCGGC
This is a messenger RNA of Laccaria bicolor S238N-H82, 237 nucleotides long. RefSeq lists its product as uncharacterized. The record is from RefSeq and is a predicted model, not a curated record. The transcript has 2 exons. NCBI's taxonomy places the organism in Eukaryota, Fungi, Basidiomycota, Agaricomycetes, Agaricales, Hydnangiaceae. The annotation marks the transcript as partial.